CCUGAAGAGUUCAACACUUCACGCGCUUCCCUGUGGAGUCUCUGGGAAUAUCGGGCGAAUAUGAAAGUGACAGUAUGUUUUGGAAGGACCCGGGUGGUCGUUCCCUGUGGGGAUGGGAAUAUCAAAAUACACAGUCUUAUUCAGCAAGCGACAAUGAGAUAUAAAAAAGCCAUAGCUAAGGACCCAGGAUACUGGAUACAGGUUCAUCGAUUAGAACAUGGAGACGGAGGCAUUUUGGACCUGGAUGACGUGCUAUGUGAUGUAGCCGACGACAAAGACAGGCUGGUGGCAGUCUAUGAGGAACAGGACCCCCAUCAUGGUGGUGACGGCACCAGCGCCAGCUCCACGGGCACCCAGAGUCCAGAGCUCUUCAGCACGGUGGAGCUCAACUCCAGCAACCUGUCCGCCUUCCAGCCCUACCAGACCAGCAGUGAGAUCGAGGUCACUCCAUCAGCCCUCAGGACCAACAUGCCCUUGCAUGUACGCCGUAGCAGUGAUCCAGCACUGGCUGGUCUUCCUGAAGCCCAGCUUCAGCCAGAGGAACCAUCUCGUAAGAAUCCCACACGCUGGUCGACCACAGCAGGGUUUCUGAAACCCAAUGCCACCAGCGAAACCAAUAGUCUAGAGCGAAAGGGUAAGGAUCUGGAAGCAUACCGCAGCCUGCCUCGUGAUGUUGUCCCCUGGGCUCACCAGUUUCAGAGGGAAAAUGCUCGCUCAUCCCUCAGUGCCAACCAUCCCAUGGUGGACCGAUGGCUUGAGCGUCAAGAACAGGAAGAAGAAGAAGAUGAGGAGAGAACAGACAACGGGAAGAACGGGAGGAUAGAACCGGUGGGACGGGCAGAUUCCUGUGUAGAAUCAGCAUCACUUGAUGAAAUGUUAAAGCCGGUUGAGGUGUCCAAUGGCGGUGGGCCCCUAGGAAUCCAUGUGGUGCCUUUCAGUGCCAGAGAUAGAAGGACGCUGGGUUUGUUAGUGAAGAGGCUGGAGAGGGGCGGAAAGGCGGAGCGUGAAGCUCUGUUCCAGGAGAAUGACUGUAUCGUCCGGAUUAAUAACGGAGACCUGCGCAACAUCCGAUUUGAACAGGCCCAGAAUUUGUUCAGACAGGCUAUGCGUUCUCCAUUCAUCCUGUUCCAUGUAGUUCCAGCGGUGAAGAAAGCCCAAUAUGAGCUUCUGUCUCAGAAUGAACUGGGCCUUCAGGCUGAAUCGGGGCCCGGUGACAGAGGCAGUCUGGUGGGAGGUGGUGUCGACUAUAGCCCACGGAGAAUGUCCAAAGCGGAAUCGACCCGGGGCUAUCCCACAUUACUGCACCCUGCAAACUCUUCAAACCCUUCAAACAAGACCCUAGCAGGCCCUGUCCAACCCUCCAGGCCCACCAGUGCCGCUUCCUCCGUGGGCUACUCCAAAAAGAUUGGCCGCAAAUUCAACGUCCAGCUGAGGAAAGGUCCGGAGGGGUUGGGUUUUAGCAUCACUUCCAGAGACGUGCCCAUCGGCAGUUCGGCCCCCAUAUAUGUGAAGAAUAUCCUCCCCCGUGGAGCCGCCAUCCAGGAUGGGCGUCUAAAAGCUGGAGACCGGCUGCUAGAGGUCAAUGGAGUGGAUCUGAAUGGUAAGACUCAGGAGGAGGUUGUGGCUCUGUUGCGCUCGACUCCCAUGGGAGGCACUGUAGGUCUUCUCAUCGUCAGACAAGAGGACGCUUUUCUUCCCCGCGAAGUGAAAGAAGAACAAGAUGAUUUAAUAUUGACCCCGGAUGGAACGAGAGAGUUUUUGACCUUUGAAAUUCCUCUCAAUGACUCGGGCUCAGCAGGGUUAGGGGUCAGCGUCAAGGGCAACAGAUCUAAAGAGAGCCACGCUGACCUGGGAAUAUUCGUCAAGUCUAUAAUCACUGGAGGAGCCGCCUGCAAGGAUGGGCGGCUGAGGGUAAAUGACCAGCUGAUAGCAGUUAAUGGAGAGUCUCUAUUGGAAAAAACGAAUCAGGAAGCGAUGGAGACCCUCCGCAAGUCCAUGUCCAUCGAGGGAAACAAGAGAGGCAUGAUUCAGCUGAUAGUAGCCCGACGGAUCGCAGGGAGAGGAGAGGAGGCUCCGAGUAGCCCGUCUGUGCCUCUGAACUCUCCACGAGACGAAAAUGAGCGACGGAUCUCUCAGUCUCUGUAUCCCGGAGAGAGCCUGAAUGACAACCACACCCCACGACCCACCAUGAUGGGUAGAAUGAUGGGUAACUAUCAGCUGUCCCCCACUGUGAAUAUGCCACAGGAUGACACAGUCAUCAUUGAAGAUGAUAGGCCACCUGUUCUUCCUGCCCGCUUGUCUGACCAGUCAUCAUCUAGCUCCCACGAAGACAUGGGAUUUGUGACAGAAAUGCCAGAAUCCUGGCCCAAAGAUGUUCAGAUACAGGAUGAAAGUACACUAAGUCCAGACGCAGAUGUGGAUGCCAUGUUUCAGAGGGAAGGCUUUGGCCGGCAGAGCAUGUCAGAAAAGCGGACCAAACAGUAUGGUGAUGCUGCUCAACUGGAGAUUAUCAAGAGUCGCAAGUCGAAGAGUAUGGACCUAGUAGCCGACGAGUUUAACCUCACUCCCCGCAAAGAGAGGACAGAAGGCAACUCCACACGAGAUGUGGGACCAUCGUUGGGUUUGAAGAAGUCUAGUUCCUUGGAGAGCCUCCAGACAGCUGUUGCUGAGGUGACGCUCAACGGAGACGUCCCGUUCCACAGGCCUCGCCCCAGAAUCAUCAGGGGAAGGGGCUGCAAUGAGAGCUUCCGGGCAGCCAUCGACAAAUCAUACGACAAGCCAGGUGUGACUGUAGUCAGCCCCGAAGAAGAUGACGAGGGUAUGGAGACAUUGGAAGAGGAUACAGAGGAAAGCUCACGGUCUGGCCGUGACUCCAUUUCCACGGCCACAGACCUCACCCUCCCACCCUCCAACACAGAGAAACAGAUGAAUGGAGGACGCACCAAAGAUGACAAGAAAAAGGAGCAUGGAGGAAAGGACAAGAAAGACAAGAACAAAGCCAAGAAGGGCGUGCUGAAGGGCCUGGGCGACAUGUUCAGGUUUGGCAAAAACCGCAAAGACGAGAGGCAAGGAGACAAGAUGGAGCGGAAGGGGUCCAGCAAGAGCAAGAUGGAGGAAACUCAGGCCACUGAAGAGGAGACGCAGAGAAUGAGGCUGGAACAGGAGAGAAUUCAAGCUAAGACCAGGGAGCUCAGAGAGCGACAGGCCAGAGAACGAGACUACGCUGAGAUCCAGGACAUCAACCGAACCUUCAGUUCCGAUGAGGAGCACACCUACGCGGGGAUCGGCUCUCUGGACUCGUCCCUGGACAGCAGUAUGGACCUAAGCCAUAACCCUGGUCAAGAGCGUCCUCAGAGCCCCCGAGACCAGUCCCUCCCCUUAGAGGCUCUCUACGCACAGGUCAACAAGCCCCGUAAUGGACGCCCAACCUCUGCAGACAGCAACAGACUGGCGCCUAGCAACCAUGACCGGAUACAUCGGCUACGGCAAGAGUUCCAGCAGGCCAAGCAGGAGGAGGAACCUGAAGACCGCCGCCGUUCCUACAGCUUUCAACAGCAACAGUGGGCCAAUACGGGUUCUUAUACACCGACGGGGCGGCACUCGGUUUCUGUGGAGGUGCAAGUGCAGAAACAGAGAGAGGACAGAGACUCUUUUACUCAAGCCCAGAGGCAAUACAACUCCUUACCACGACAACCACGUAAAAACCCUAGCACCGUGUCUCAAGACUCUUGGGAUAAAGUCUAUCCUCCUGGCGAGGUCUUUCAGACCGCCAAAGAGAACCCACGCUACUCCAGCUACCAGGGAACGCGCACUGCCAACGGCUACCUGGGCACCGCCACCACGGGCCUGAAUGCUCGUGUACUCCUGGAGACCCAAGAGCUCCUGAGACAGGAACAGAGACGAAAGGAGCAGGAGGCUAAAACCAAGCUAGCUACGAUGGAGGAGACACCAACCCCAAGCCAAAUCCCUGUUCCUACACCUCCCAAAGGUCCUUACCGACAAGAUGUGCCACCAUCGCCCACCCAACUCGCCCAGCUCAACCGUCUACAGACCCCUGAGAAGGGCCGCCCCUUCUACUCUUGAGACGAGAGAUCAAAACUGUAGGAAAAACUGUAUUACAGCAAUAAUAUUGAAUGGAAAGAGACAGAGCUAUAAUAUGGAGACUGAAUGGAGGAUUCUGGGUAAUUGGUUUUGGAGGUUUUCAAUUUGUUUUUUUUUGUUUUUUUACUCUAGUAUGUACACACUGAAAAUCCUUGUGGAAUAUCUAUCUUCCAUCCCUGCUUUUGACAGAUGUGUAUGUGUUUGUUCUGAAUUCAUUGACGUUACGGCACUAGGUUCUCUUGACAAUCACAUGACAGUCGCCUGAGGCUUUGAUACAUGGCUGUUUCCACCAUAUUGUGACCUACAUAUCAUGUUUUUGUCAAGUGUGCUGAGAACUUGUAGGUGGGUGAAUUUCACUACGCUUGUCAGGAACAUGUCUGGGUCAUAUUGCACCACAGAAUCAAAAACAAAUAUAUGCAAUAUUUAGCUUAAAAAAAUGAAGCCUGCUUCUAGGUCUAUAAAGAUUUUUUUUCACAGUUUCACAUGAUGUGGAAUAAAAAAAAUAAGAAUUUGUCCCUACAACAUUAAUUUGUGACUUUGUUUUAAUAAUUUGUUCCCUUGUUUUAGUUAAAUUGUGGCCAAAUUGUUCCUUUUUAUUUUUGUGAAAUUGUAAAAAAAAAGAGGGAACAAACUGUAACAACAAAUUCUUAAUUCGUGGCCACAAUAUCUUGUUUUGUUUUUGUUUUGUUUUUUUUCCACCCUGAAUGUCAUGUCCGGAGGCACCAUAUCAUGAAAAAUAAUUUUCCAUAAUUCAGAUUUUUCUCAAUUUUAAUUUUCAUUAGACUAUCAUUAAGGCAAUAUAAGAAUUUUUACUCUAUUAUAAUAAAAAAAUUCUAAUUCAGUUAUUCUUUUUUAUUAUUAAAAACAGCAUAAAUUCAGUACAACAAAUUAACUUUAGUAGAUCAAUAUUUUUACAUCAUAGCACUGAGAAUAAGAUUUUUGUUGUUACACUAAUGAGAAUUUUGUAAGUGUACACUGUAAACAUUAUUUUCAUAAUUUAUCACAACAUUUUUUUCUUUUGUCAAAUCAACUUAGAUAAUGUGGUUCAGAUAACAUAAUAUCAUGAGUUUCUGUUUAUUAAACCAGUCGCCUUCAUUGUAUUAAGUCAAAUUUUUAAUUUCAAUGAACUCAAAAUUUUAAGGCAACCAACAAUUCUUUUUUACAAUGUAGGUGUGCUGUAUGUGUUCUUAGUGCAAGUGUUUUAGUCCAUGUACUGCAACGGUGUAGCUGAACUCAGCUAAUAGAGUGCAGUAAGGUUAUGACCCCACAACCCUCCAACUCUCUGCUAAGGAAACCCCCAUUAACCCGUCAUACUUCUCAAUUGCUCCUCAUGUGACGCCUUCUCUCUCCACCUACUUUAUAAUUGAUUCUUUUGCUCCUUCCUCCAGUUAGUGGUCUCUGUUCCUCCACUAAUAAACUAGUAAAUGUACAGCUCUCAGGCUUCUUACUGCAAUUCAUCCCAGACCAGGAAUGAGGGAAUUAAUUAAAACCUGGUACUUUUUAAAAAUAUAUAUUUUUUAAUUUGUUAAAAUACUUUCUGAAGAAUAACAAAUAUGGUUUGGUGCUACUAAUAUAACAGAAAUUACAUACUGCAGCUUUAAAGGCAAAAUGAAACAAUGUUAUUGGGUGAGAUUAAACAAUUUUAUCCAUCAGGAAUCAGUGGGAAUGUGAACAUUUUCACUAUAUUACAGGAGGUUGGAGGGGAGGGGCUUAAAAAUAAGAGGGAUUAGAGAGGGAUCGUUUUCAAUGCGGAGCACGUUUUUACAUUUUUAUGAAAGAUUACAAACUUUUGUGGGGUUAUGAAUAACAUGCACAGAUGAAUCUUGCAUAAUAACACCAGAAACAUGUAUUAAGAAAGUAAAUAAUGUGUAUUUUGAAUUCAUGUUGACUUUAAUGCUUCCUAUCAAGAUUGUAUUCUUGUGACUUCCAGGCAGUUUGCUCAUGUAUGUGUAUGUAUGGUCCUAGUUUCGUCAUGGGGACAAAAUGUCCCCACACAAAGAUGGAAAUAUCUGAAAUCUUUGUCCUUGUGGAGACAUUUUUUGGUGCCCAUAAGGAGAACAGCUUAUAAAUCAUUCAAGGUGAUGUUUUUUGAAAAUGUAAAAAUGCAGAACGUUUUCUGUGAUGGGUAGGUUUAGGAUUAGGAGAUAGAAUAUCAAGUUUGUAUGGUAUAAAAAUCAUGUCUAAGGAAAGUCCCCAUGAAACAUGGAAACCCAACGUGUUUUAGACCCAGUAGGUGUGGGUGUGACUCUGACCUUUGCCUUCUUACAACCCGUCUUUGGUUUCAGCGGCUCAGGCUGAGACCAGGUCUGUUCAGCACUUUAGUUUUUAUCACACAGGUUAAUGGACAGUUGCUCGUGCACAUGUUCCACUAUAACACAACAAAGCUCAGGUUACAGCUCACGCCGCAGUAGCCACGGAUAGUGUCGAAAACCUGUUUAAAGGAGCAGUUCACCUAGUAAUGAAAAUGUUGUCGUCGUCUCUUCUCUCUCAUGUCGUUCCAAACAUGUUUCUUUCUGUGGAAAACAAAAGUGUAGUUCACACAGCUUGAAACUGUAUCUUAAUUGUAUAAAAAAGACAAGAAAAAAGGUAAUUUUUUCAGUGACUAUCCCUUUAAAUCUAGCUGUCUUUUAACUGUUAAUUCAGAAAUCUAAACCACUCUAACAAAUGUCAUGUGGCUUUUAUUUGUGCUCUAUAUAUUUUGGUAUUUGUAUGUGUGUGGGUUUUGCAUGGGAUUGUGUAUCACCAGUGCCUGUAACAUGACUCUUUUUUUGUCUAUGAACUGUAUCUUGGCAGGAACAUGAAACACUUGGCCACACUUUUCAGAGCUAAAUCUAAAAGAGCUCAAUAAGCUCUCACAAAAAGGAACGCCAAGCCCAUUGACCAAUGUACUCUCCUCCAAGUCUCUCAAAGUCGCCUGGCGUCUCUCGCUGUCUCGCAUCCAUUCAUUGUGGAAAACAUUCAGUAUAUCUACUCUGUUCCCUGAGUAAAAGUUUGGUACUUCCUCCCAAGAUUGUUAUGGAUUCUGUGGUACGACAUGAUGUGCUUCUAGUAUUGUAGUUACUAACAGAGAAGACAUUUCCAGAACAGCAGCGUAAUUUUUUUUUUUUUUUUUUUUUGGUGCUGGCUGCUUAUCUACUAUUUUAUAUCACAUUGUAACUGUAUACAUAAAUUGUUUUCGAUGGGAAGUGCCUGUGAAGAGGGAUGUUUUUAUAUGUUAAAUGCACAUCGCCAAAUGCACAUAUUUUUAAAAUGAAAUCAUUAUUAACUUUUGACUUUCUCUGAUCAUACAGCAUUUGUUUUAAUCGUUAAAAGAAAGCUAAGAGUAAUCUGCACAUUUUAAUGUAUUUGUAUGACAUUUUGUUGUCCACUUCAUAGGUACUAUGGUGUUCGAUUCCUGUAUGCACAGUGAAAAUGGUUUUUACACAAAGUUUUUACCUGAUGUGUCAAAAUGUACACAAAGCUUCUCUGUACAUAUCAAAUCUAUAUUCAAUAAAACGUUUCUUCAUUUUGUUUACA
This is a messenger RNA of Ctenopharyngodon idella (grass carp), 7617 nucleotides long. It is a transcript of the gene pard3aa, whose product is annotated as par-3 family cell polarity regulator alpha, a. The record is from RefSeq and is a predicted model, not a curated record. Gene Ontology annotation, cellular component: cell cortex; adherens junction; apical junction complex. Gene Ontology annotation, molecular function: protein binding; phosphatidylinositol binding. Gene Ontology annotation, biological process: establishment of centrosome localization; cell adhesion; establishment or maintenance of epithelial cell apical/basal polarity. The transcript has 24 exons. Lineage: Eukaryota; Metazoa; Chordata; Actinopteri; Cypriniformes; Xenocyprididae. The coding region runs from base 61 to 4083 and encodes 1340 amino acids.